ACUUAAAUGCUCGUCCGCACCAUAUCCAAUUCAGUUCUCAUUUGAACUGCCAAACUGCAGAAACAGAGUUCCCCUUCUCUCUCUCUCUCUCUCUCUCUCUCUCUCUCCCCGCUUCGCCGCCGAGUUUUCGCCGUUAGCAUACAGUGAAGAAACGUCGAAUCCAACACGUGCAAAACACACCAGCUCACUCGCUCGCGCAUUGUCUCCUCAUUUUGCUCCAACUGAAAACAGAACAAGCCAAAAUCCUAGAUUCGAUUGCCCCCACAAUUCAACAUCUUCAAGCUCUGGCCGCCGCAGCUGACUCGUGUUGUUUUUUCAGUCAAUACCAAAAUGAGCAAAAGUGAUGUAGAGAUGGAAGAUGCAGAAAAGUUUCAUGAUUAUUCAGGAAAUAAUAUCCAGGAGUCUGAAUGUAAAGUGGUUGACCAUAAGGUUGAAUGCGAAGAGGAAGCUCCCUGUGAAGCUGCUGCCUCGGGGGAUGUAAAUGGAAGGGAGAAUGUCGAAGAAGACCUAAAUAAAGUUAUAGAUGAAACUGUUAAAGACGAGAUGGAUGUGAAGACAGAAGUGGAAGACCAAACUAACCCUGUAAAAGAGGCCAGUGAGCCAAUAGAAGGAUCAGACUGUGGAAUAAUCAUUACCAAAAGUGAUGUUAAAGAGCUAAUAAACACUAAAACUGCGUCUGAAGCUCAAACUGCUGCUAGAGAUUAUAAAGAGCCUAUAAACAGCGAAACCGUGGCUGAAGCACAAACUGCUGCUACAAGUGCAGCGGAGAAACAAGGUGACAUAAAAUUUGAAGUGAUUGAAUGUGAUGCUACUAAUUCUGCGUUGAAAGAAGAUGAGCCUAAGAAUGAUGUGGUGGAUGCAAACCAAGGGGAGGAUGUUGAGAAGAGACCUGAUGAAGAUGUAGACGUAAAAUUUCAAGUGGUUGAAUGUGAUGCUACUAAUUCUGGGGUGAAAGAAGAUGAGCCUGCUAAGAAUGAUGUGGUGGAUGGAAACCAAGGGGAGGAUGUCGAGAAAAGACCGAAUGAAGAUGUUGUGGAGAAGCAUGGAGAAAUUGGCAAGGAUACAGAUGAUACUAAACAUGUUGCUGGUGAGAUGAUGGUGGAAAAUGUUGAUGCUGGAAAUGUCCCUUCACAAAAUAGGCAACUUCCAACUGAAAGUUUUGCUAAUAAAGAUCUUCAAGGACAGGAUGCUGAGGUAGGUGAGGUUCGACCAGGUGAGGCUGAAGAGAUGGAAGAUGCAGUUCACGAUGAUCAGGAUGAGAUGGUUAAAGAUAAAGAACAGGGUGCAGAAUCUUUCUUUGUGAGCCAUGAAACUGAUGGGAACGAAAAAACUAUUGAAACUGCUGCCAAACCUGAUGCUGAAGAAUCUUCACGUGCAAGCCAGCUUCAACCUUUCACACCCAAUUCCCUCAUCAGAUGUUCUUCUACAAAGACUGCAGACCAUUGUGGAGAAACAGCCCAGACUGUUUCUAAUCACGCAACACAACCUUUUAUGGGAGAGGAUGAUGACGGAACACCUGAGGAUCAAGCUGCAUUCAUGAAGGAGCUCGAGCAUUUCUACAGGGAAAGGACAAUGGAAUUUAAACCACCCAAAUUUUAUGGGCAGCCACUAAAUUGUCUGAAGUUAUGGAGGGCCGUAAUUAGGUUGGGAGGCUAUGACAGGGUAACUGGAUCCAAGUUAUGGAGGCAGGUGGGAGAGUCAUUCCAUCCACCAAAGACUUGUACAACAGUUUCUUGGACCUUUCGGAUUUUCUAUGAGAAGUCUCUCCUGGAAUUUGAAAGGCAUAAGACACAAAGUGGUGAGCUUCAACUCCCUGUAGUAAUGCUCCCUGAAGUUUCUGGUGCUGAUGCUGAGGGAAAUGGUUAUCAAGGAUCAGGAUCAGGACAAGGAAGGGCUAGAAGAGAUGCUGCUGCCCGUGCUAUGCAAGGUUGGCAUGCCCAACGCCUUGGUGCUGGUGAAGUUGGGGACCCAAUUAUAAAGGACAAGAAUCUCAACAAUAUGGCAAAAAAUGAGAAGAAUCUCAAAAGCAUUGGUUCAUUAAAACAGAAGAGACCAAAUGAAGUGGAGAAUUCAAAUUCUAGCAAAGCCGCUCGAACUGAUAUAUCUAAGCAACUGGCGACAACUGUUGUUGAUGUUGGGCCCCCAGCCGACUGGGUGAAAAUUAACGUACGCCAAACUAAGGAAUGUUUUGAGGUUUAUGCCCUAGUGCCAGGAUUGUUACGUGAGGAGGUGCGAGUUCAAUCAGAUCCAGCUGGACGUUUGGUCAUAACAGGUCAGCCCGAGCAAGUUGAUAAUCCCUGGGGGAUUACACCAUUCAAAAAGGUAAUCAGCUUACCAGCGAGAAUUCAACCAGUUCAGACUUCUGCCGUGGUAAGCCUGCACGGACGUCUCUUUGUACGUGUUCCUUUUGAGCAGCCAAACAUCUAGAUUCAGGUGUCUUGGACAACAAUCUGCUUCACCGGCAACAUUUGCAACUUUCUGAAUGUGUAUUGUUUACUUAUUUACUUAGGUAGUCUUAGUUCGUUUACAUUAAAGUCACUAGCUAGAACAACCUGGGGCUGGGGAGGCUUUUUUGGGCUAUAGCUUAGGUCCUCUUCACUGUAAGAUGAUGAAUUGCUUCUUGCUUUAAUUCUAUCUUUAACUUAUUUUAUUUGAAUGUCAAAUGAAACACAUCUUUUGCAGCA
Salvia miltiorrhiza (redroot sage) is the source of this 2684-nucleotide messenger RNA. Its product is annotated as AT-rich interactive domain-containing protein 3. Gene Ontology annotation, biological process: regulation of transcription by RNA polymerase II. The record is from RefSeq and is a predicted model, not a curated record. Bases 331 to 2427 code for a protein of 698 amino acids. Lineage: Eukaryota; Viridiplantae; Streptophyta; Magnoliopsida; Lamiales; Lamiaceae. Gene Ontology annotation, molecular function: DNA binding. Gene Ontology annotation, cellular component: nucleus. The transcript is spliced from 15 exons.